AUGACCGGUUCUGGCAAGACCACCUUCAUUUCGAAGGUGACUGGACGAGACGACCUCCAGAUUGGACACGAUCUCACCUCUUGUACUCGAGACAUUCAGGUUGUGGAGACCAAGAUAGAUGGCCAGACGGUCCGCUUCGUCGACACUCCUGGCUUCUCUGACACAAAUCUCUCGGACACAGAAGUCCUGGAGAUGAUCGCCGACUACCUUGCCGCAGCAUACAAGCAGGAGAUGAAGCUCUCAGGUAUCAUCUAUGUCCACCCGAUCUCAGACACCCGCGUUACGCACCACACCACCAAGAACCUGGACAUGUUCCGCAAGCUCACCGGCGAGGAGAAUCUCAAAAAUGUCAUCUUUGCGACAAGCAUGUGGGACAAGGUGACGGAGAGCGAGGGUGCCAAGCGAGAACACGAGCUCAAGAGCAAAUUCUGGAAGCUUCUCAUCGCGAUGGGCGCCAAGACAAUUCGACACAAGGACACUGCCGAGUCGGCACUGGGCAUCGCCCGUGUGCUUCUCCAGAACAACAAGCCCUUCUACCUUCAGCUCCAGGAGGAGAUGGGCAAAGACAACAAAGCCCUCCGAGAUACGGCCGCGGGCCGUGAAGUUGUGCGCGAGCUUGAGAAGAUGAAGGAGGAACACCAACGAGAGAUCGCAGAGAUGGAGAACCUCAUCAAGAACUCAGCCAAGGACAACGAGAACAUCAUUCAGGCCAUGCGAGAGCACUACCAGGACAGGUCUUUCGGUUACAGCCAGUCUGACUCCCUCUGA
Messenger RNA from Cryphonectria parasitica EP155, 768 nucleotides. Its product is annotated as P-loop containing nucleoside triphosphate hydrolase protein. Gene Ontology annotation, molecular function: GTP binding. NCBI's taxonomy places the organism in Eukaryota, Fungi, Ascomycota, Sordariomycetes, Diaporthales, Cryphonectriaceae. The coding region runs from base 1 to 768 and encodes 255 amino acids. The record is from RefSeq and is a predicted model, not a curated record. The transcript has 3 exons.